ACCUUACCGUACUGCAGGCACCAGUCCAACAAACGGCGCAGCGCUUCAAACAUCCGCCUGCCGCCACACACCUUGCAGUCUUCACCCUCUUCUGUUCCUCUGUUCAUCAUCCGUGCCUCUCUCACCCUUUUGUCGCCUUCUUGACCUGCAAGGUGGUUCGCACUUUGCAUCCUCUCCUCCAUCUUUUCUUCUCGUCUUUCCCUGUCGCUUUCUGUCGCGUCGCUGCUGCACUCCAUCUCAUGCCUUCCGUCUGACGCAACAACCCCAUCCUUUCCUUCCCACCCGACGCACCCGGCCCACCACCGACUCCAGUCCCGUUGUCUACCGCCGUCUCCGCCGCCGUACCCUCCGAUCACCCGCCGUCGCUUGGCCUUCUUGGACUUCAUUGCUUGUUUCUAUCCCUGUCACAACACCUGACCAUCACCGCGCAACGCAACCAUGAGUACGCUGCCGACCACCGAGAAGCCUGUGGGCUUCAAGGCUCUUCACCCGGCCUUCUUCAUCGCGAGCUGGAUCUUCUUCUCAAACUUGACCAUUCUCUUCAACAAAUGGCUACUUGACACAGCCGGCUUCAAAUACCCCGUGAUCCUCACAUUCUGCCAUCUCGUCUUCUCCACCCUGGCAACACAGGUGCUGGCCCGCUUCACCUCCCUCCUCGAUGGCCGCCACAAGAUCAAGAUGACGGGCCGCGUCUACCUGCGCGCCAUCAUGCCCAUCGGCGUCCUCUACUCGGGCUCCCUCGUCUGCUCCAACCUGGUGUACCUCUACCUCUCCGUCUCCUUUAUCCAGAUGCUCAAGGCCGCCGCCCCCGUCGCCGUCCUCUUCACCAGCUGGUUCUGGGGCGUCGCCGACCCCUCCAUGAAGACCUUUUACAACAUCCUGCUCAUCGUCGGCGGUGUCGGCCUCGCCUCCUUUGGCGAAAUCGAGUUCUCCUGGAUCGGCUUCAUUUUCCAGAUGGGCGGCAUCAUCUUCGAGGCCAUCCGUCUCGUCAUGAUCCAGGUCCUCCUCAAGGGCGACGAGAACGCCCAAAAGAUGGACCCCCUCGUCAGUCUCUACUACUACGCCCCCGUCUGCGCCGUCAUGAACUUCUUUGUCGCCUGGUUCAGCGAGUUUAGCAAGUUCAACGUCGAGGACUUCAACAAAGUCGGCUUCACCAUGCUGCUCCUCAACGCCAGCGUCGCCUUUGCCCUCAACAUCUCCAGCGUCUUCCUCAUCGGCAAGACGUCAGGCCUCGUCAUGACCCUCACCGGCAUCCUCAAGAACAUCCUCCUCAUCGUCGUCUCCGUCCUCAUCUGGCACACCAGCAUCACCGCCCUGCAGUUCGUCGGCUACGCCGUCGCCCUCUUCGGCCUCGUCAUCUACUCCAACGGCUGGGACCAGCUCAAGGCCUCAGGCGCCGGCGCCGUCACCUGGUCCCGCAACGUCUGGAACUCGCACGCCCUCGACGAGGGCCGCCUCUCGCCCCUCCUCCGCCGCGCCAUCUUUUUUGGCCUGCUUACGCUGAUCACCCUCAUGGUCGUCAUGGGCUUCGCCUACAAGGGCGCCGCGGCGCCGGCCGACUGGUUUGCCAAGGUCAGCACCGCCAGCACGUAGAUGCCUUACUUUUUUCCUUUUUUCCCAAUCAUCAAAGCCUGGAGUUUUGGGACAGCGCGUUGUGUACAAAGAGAAGACAUUUGGAGUCUGAAAAAUGCGCGACAUU
This is a messenger RNA of Colletotrichum phormii, 1699 nucleotides long. Its product is annotated as triose-phosphate transporter. The coding region runs from base 439 to 1593 and encodes 384 amino acids. The record is from RefSeq and is a predicted model, not a curated record. The transcript has 5 exons. Lineage: Eukaryota; Fungi; Ascomycota; Sordariomycetes; Glomerellales; Glomerellaceae. Gene Ontology annotation, molecular function: antiporter activity. Gene Ontology annotation, cellular component: endosome; trans-Golgi network; Golgi apparatus.